AGUCGAGAUUCCACGAGAUCUCGACGAGAGCUCUCUGCCUUCCUUUCUCUUUCGUGCUUGUUAGCUACAGACCACGUUUGGGUCUGCUUGCUCGCAAAAAUGGCAGCGACCACGAAAGAAGCUAUACAGUCUGUUCAAGUGUUCGGUAGGAAGAAAACUGCCACUGCCGUGGCUUACUGCAAGCGCGGCAAUGGACUGCUCAAAGUCAACGGCCGGCCGCUGGAGAACAUCGAGCCCUUGACGCUGCGUUACAAGCUGCUUGAGCCCAUCCUGUUGCUGGGCAAGGAGCGCUUUGCUGGCGUCGACAUCAGGAUCCGUGUGAAGGGUGGUGGUAACGUGGCCCAGAUCUAUGCCAUCCGGCAAGCCAUUUCCAAGGCCCUCGUUGCGUACUACCAGAAAUAUGUGGAUGAGCAGUCCAAGAAGGAGAUCAAGGACACCCUGAUCCAGUACGACCGCACACUGCUUGUGGCUGACCCAAGGCGCUGCGAGCCCAAGAAGUUUGGCGGACCUGGUGCCCGCGCCAGAUACCAGAAGUCCUACCGUUAAAAAAGCAAAGCACAAUAAACCCUUUGCCUCCUUUG
Molecule: messenger RNA, 581 nt
Organism: Rhipicephalus sanguineus (brown dog tick)
Lineage: Eukaryota; Metazoa; Arthropoda; Arachnida; Ixodida; Ixodidae
Product: 40S ribosomal protein S16
Exons: 6
Coding region: 100-546 (148 amino acids)
Biological process (GO): maturation of SSU-rRNA from tricistronic rRNA transcript (SSU-rRNA, 5.8S rRNA, LSU-rRNA); translation
Cellular component (GO): cytosolic small ribosomal subunit; ribosome
Molecular function (GO): structural constituent of ribosome; RNA binding
Source: RefSeq, a predicted model, not a curated record